AUGGCUCUCACAUUGGCUUUUGCUUCCCAGUCUCAGGCUCAAGCGAUCCAUGUGCGCUCUCAACUAUCCUUUGCUCGAAACACCACUCAGACAGCUACUGAAUAUUUUAUGCACAUUAAAAAGCUCACCGAUGACCUUGCCUUUGCUGGUCAGCCCUUGAAUUGUGAUGAUAUCAGCACAUAUCUUCUUGCAGGAUUGGGCCCCGAAUAUGAUUCCCUGGUCACCACUAUUGGUGCUCGUGCUACUUCCCUCACUCUUAAGGAGGUCCUUUCAAUGUUACUUACAUGUGAAGCACGUAUUCAGUAUCACUCUCAGUCCUUUUCUUCCACUUCCCCUUCAGCUAAUGUCGCCACUAAGCAGCAAAAUCUUUCCUUUUAUCAGGGACGUGGAAAUCAACGAGGCAGGGGGCGUGGCAAUACUUCUUUCCGAAGUUCAGCUUGUGGAAAUUUCUCUUCCCCCAAUCCCAACAAUCAUUGUUGCCAAUUAUGUGACAAGCCCGACCAUACAGCCUCGCGAUGCUUCAAAAGGUUUGAUCCGAAUUUUUUAACACCCCCUCCUCGUCAAAAUGCUCAAGCCAAUCUCUCCACUACUCAGACCCAGACCUCUGGUAAUCAAGAAUGA
This is a messenger RNA of Juglans regia (Persian walnut), 621 nucleotides long. RefSeq lists its product as uncharacterized. Bases 1 to 621 code for a protein of 206 amino acids. The record is from RefSeq and is a predicted model, not a curated record. Lineage: Eukaryota; Viridiplantae; Streptophyta; Magnoliopsida; Fagales; Juglandaceae. The transcript has a single exon.